GAGGACAACCACAGCUACUACGUGUCGCGGGUGUUCGGCCCCGGGGAGGCCCAGAGGAAGGGGCUGUGGGUGGACAUGGCAGCGGCCAACGGGAGCCAAGUGAAGAUCCACGGGAUCCUCUCCAACACUCACCGCCAGGCCUCGAGGAUCAUCCUCUCCUUUGACUUCCCCUUCUACGGCCACCUCCUGCGGCAGGUCACGAUAGCGACGGGCGGUUUUAUCUUCGUGGGGGACGUGAUCCACCGCAUGCUCACGGCCACCCAGUACAUCGCCCCCCUCAUGGCCAACUUCAACCCAGGCUGGUGGGAUGAGGAGAGGCCUGACCUGCUCUGGUCACAACCCCCCCCUCCAGGGACAGUUUUCGUGGUGCAGUGGGACAAGGUGUACCUGCAGGGGAAGGAGGACAUGGGCAGCUUCACCUUCCAGGCAGCCCUGCACAGCAGCGGGAGGAUCGUCUUUGGGUACAAGGAGAUCCCAGUGCCAGUGCUGCAGAUCAGUGCCACCCAGCACCCCGUGAAGGCCGGGCUCUCUGACGCCUUCAUGGUCCUCAACCCUUCUCCCGACGUGCCUGCUGCUCCUCCACGGGCUGCUCCCUCCACCCCACGGCCUUCCCAAGCCCUGCCCUGGGCUGUGAGGGGAGAAGAAGUGCAAGAACUGGGCAUGAAAGAGCCUCACGAGGUGGAGAAGGAGGGGCAGGAGGGGAGGGUGCUCGUCCUGCUCAUCUCCUGGGCUCCAAGUGCAGGGCACGUGCCCGUGCUGGGAGGAGAGUCGUCAGCAGCCGGUGAAUGCGGGCUGGGAGCUUGUCUCCAGCACCAGAGCUGUGAAACGUGUGUGACCUCGGAGCUGACCUUCAACUGCAGCUGGUGUCACGUCCUGCAGAGGUGCUCCAGUGGCUUUGACCGGUACCGGGAGGAGUGGUUGUCCUAUGGCUGUGGCCAGUCAGAUGAAAAGACCUGUGAGGAUCUGGCAGAAGGCAGCCACUACUCAGCCCCUCCUGACAGCUCCUUGUCCCCCCUGAGCGAGGGUGUCCCCUCCUCCACGGCCUCGCUCUUCAUCGACAGCCUCACCACCGAAGACGACACGAAGCUCAAUCAGUUCGCAGGAGCAGAGGGCAUGGGGAGCAGCCUUCCUUCCAAGACAGCCCCGAUUCCCACCGGCACCAUCGUGGGGAUCGUCCUGGCCGUGCUGCUCGUGGCCGGGAUCAUCCUGGCUGGGAUCUACAUCAGCAGCCACCCCACCUCCAACGCCGCCCUCUUCUUCAUCGAGCCUGCCCCUGAUGGAUAG
Messenger RNA from Manacus vitellinus (golden-collared manakin), 1284 nucleotides. It is a transcript of the gene PLXDC1, whose product is annotated as plexin domain containing 1. The record is from RefSeq and is a predicted model, not a curated record. The annotation marks the transcript as partial. Lineage: Eukaryota; Metazoa; Chordata; Aves; Passeriformes; Pipridae. The transcript has 13 exons.